GUCAGUGAAGGCAUGGUUCUCUCAUUCAUCAUCGUCCAGAACCGGCAGGGCAAAACUCGCCUCGCAAAGUGGUAUGCGCCGUAUAACGAUGACGAGAAAGUGAGAUUAAAGGGCGAGGUUCAUCGCCUUGUUGCCCCACGGGACCAGAAAUAUCAAUCAAACUUCGUCGAGUUUAAGCGGAGCACCAAGAUCGUAUACAGGCGAUAUGCGGGCUUGUUUUUUUGUGUCUGCGUCGAUGCAAACGACAACGAACUAGCAUACCUGGAAGCCAUACACUUUUUUGUGGAAGUCCUGGACCAGUUUUUUGGCAACGUCUGUGAGUUGGAUUUGGUUUUUAACUUUUACAAGGUUUACGCAAUUCUCGAUGAGGUGUUUCUUGCCGGUGAAAUUCAAGAGACCAGCAAGCAAGUCGUGCUCACAAGGUUGGAGCACCUGGACAAACUUGAAUAAGCAUCUGAAGUGAUAAGGAUACCCUACAUACUGUUUUUCGUACUCGCUGCCUUGGAUUGAUUGGGCAUUGUACAUCAAACCCUUUGCGUUGCACAGAGUUUCAUGAGCCAAAUGAAGCAUCCACACUUUAUACAGAAUAAUACUUUUUCAAUACU
Messenger RNA from Trichophyton rubrum CBS 118892, 605 nucleotides. Its product is annotated as AP-2 complex subunit sigma. Lineage: Eukaryota; Fungi; Ascomycota; Eurotiomycetes; Onygenales; Arthrodermataceae. The transcript has 5 exons. The record is from RefSeq and is a predicted model, not a curated record. Gene Ontology annotation, biological process: clathrin-dependent endocytosis; protein transport. The coding region runs from base 13 to 450 and encodes 145 amino acids. Gene Ontology annotation, cellular component: AP-2 adaptor complex; intracellular membrane-bounded organelle. Gene Ontology annotation, molecular function: clathrin-cargo adaptor activity.